Messenger RNA from Odocoileus virginianus texanus, 878 nucleotides. The record is from RefSeq and is a predicted model, not a curated record. NCBI's taxonomy places the organism in Eukaryota, Metazoa, Chordata, Mammalia, Artiodactyla, Cervidae.
CCAAGGGCAGUUUCCACUCACACAGAAUGUAACGGUUGUUGAAGGCGGAACUGCAAUUUUGACCUGCAGGGUUGAUCAAAAUGAUAACACCUCCCUCCAGUGGUCAAAUCCAGCUCAACAGACUCUGUACUUUGAUGACAAGAAAGCCUUAAGAGACAAUAGAAUCGAGCUGGUUCGGGCUUCCUGGCAUGAACUGAGUAUCAGCGUCAGUGAUGUCUCUCUGUCUGAUGAAGGACAGUACACCUGUUCUUUAUUCACAAUGCCUGUCAAAACUUCCAAGGCCUAUCUCACUGUCCUGGGUGUUCCUGAGAAACCUCAAAUUAGUGGAUUUUCAUCCCCAGUUAUGGAAGGAGACUUGAUGCAGCUGACUUGUAAAACAUCUGGUAGUAAACCUGCAGCUGAUAUAAGAUGGUUCAAAAACGACAAAGAGAUUAAAGAUGUAAAAUAUUUAAAGGAAGAGGAUGCAAAUCGCAAGACGUUCACUGUCAGCAGCACACUGGAUUUCCGAGUGGACAGAAGUGAUGAUGGCGUGGCAGUCAUCUGCAGAGUAGACCAUGAAUCUCUCAAUGCCACCCCUCAGGUGGCCAUGCAGGUGCUAGAAAUACACUAUACACCAUCAGUUAAGAUUAUACCAUCCACUCCUUUUCCACAAGAAGGACAGCCUUUAAUUUUGACUUGUGAAUCCAAAGGAAAACCACUGCCAGAACCUGUUUUGUGGACAAAGGAUGGUGGAGAAUUACCAGAUCCUGACCGAAUGGUUGUGAGUGGUAGGGAGCUAAACAUUCUUUUCCUCAACAAAACGGAUAAUGGUACAUACCGAUGUGAAGCCACAAAUACAAUUGGCCAAAGCAGUGCAGAGUACGUUCUCAUUGUACAUG